AUGGUCAAAGGAGACCUCGUCACCCUCGGCGCGGCUGCCACCGCUCUCGGAGGCGCCUACAAGCUCGCCGAGUUCCUCACAAAGGCCAAGCGGGUGCGUGAUGUCGGUCCAUCCAACGCCGUCUACGUGCGCAUCAUCGGUCGCGUCCGCUCUGAUCUCGAAGAGGUGCGCCGUCUGCUCUCGGUCCGCGAAAUCCACGACAUCCUCGAGGCCAACCACGAAAAAUCCAAAUGGGUCUACGGCUGCAUGCGCGAUGUGCGCGGCGCCCUCGAGAACAUUGCGCCCCAUACUGAACGCGUCGCUGGCGACAUUGAGGAUGGCCGCCGCGUCGGCAUGAGGCACCGUGUUUACUGGCUGCUCAGCGAGAAGGAAAAGCUUGAGAACAGAGAAAAGGAACUCGCAAUUGCCCACAACAGUCUCCGCGAGGUCCUCGGCUACUUGACCACUCUGGAGCCUAUUGAGGAGCCCCACAAGCCCAAGCAUUCCAAGAAGGACAAGGAGAAGAAGGAGGAGACGCACAUCGACAUUGAGAUUCAUCAAGAGGCUCCUCCUCCUCCGCCUCCUGCUCCCGCUCAUGCUCCUGCUCCCGCUCCCGCUCAUGCCCACCACUCUACCCACACGACGCACAUUGACCGGGACAUCUACAUUGAACGCGAUGCCGGUGCUCCCAGGCGUGUUGAGGAACAUCGCGAUGUCUGGGUUGAGCGCGACCACCAGCCGCCUGCCCACUACCAGGAACACCGUGAGGUCUAUGUCGAUGAACGCGAGCGUGGCCCCCAGCACUACGAUGACCGCGGCCGUGCUCCUCCUCCUCCUCCUCACCACCACGAUGCCCACUGGGAACAACACGGCCGUGACCCCCGCUACGAGUCCCACUACGAUGAGCGCUUCGAGCAGCAGGACCAUUACCGCUCCCAGUAUCCCAUUGAGACGCGCGAGACGUACCAGCAGAACCGCCUGUACCCGGAGCCCCUAGGCCGUCCCGCCGAAGCCUUUGAGGAACGUCUUCCUGAGCGCGAAACUUGGCACCAAAGCAACGCCCGCAAUCAACGCCCAGGUCAGUACGGCCCCUAUGGAGCACAGUAUGCCGAAUACGGUGCCCCUCAGCCUAUUGGCGCAGCCCACUACGCCCGUAGGUUCAAAGGAGAUCCAGGCUUUGGCGACGAAGAAAUACUAAAUCCGCAACCAGUGCCGUUGGACAGGAAGUACGCCGAACGCGAGAUGUGGAUUGAACAAAAGGAGGACUACCGCUUCGAUCAGUAUGGGAACCGCUUGCCGGAUAGGCUGUUCCAGCCACCUGUUCCUCGACCCUAUCGCAGCCGCAUUAACACCAUCAAUCCCUAUCUUCUUCUUCUUCUUCUUAAAAAAAAUAUGGCCCGCAGAACCCCCAUCCACGCCCUCCGCACCUGCACCUCCUUCCUCACUACCGCCACCUCGCCCUCCUGGCCGGGCCCCACGCGCCCAACCACCAUCAAACUCCUCUCCCUCGCCACCCUGCUCGCCUGCAUCCAACUCGGUCUCUGCGCCGCCCUCGCCCACAAACUGCUCUCCAUGCGCCUUGAAGUCGAGUGCUGGGACGUUGACGAGACGGCUCCAGGCCCUCAACCUGGGGAUUCGGUGGAUACGUUUAGCUUUGUGGUCAAGACGAGGAAGUUGCCGGUUACAUUUGUGAAUUUGGAUCGGUUGGAAGGGAGGGAGGGGUGGGAGGGGGCUAUGUGGUUGAGUUUGGGGAUGCCGGGCGGGGAGGGGGGGAAGAUGAUUGGAUAUUUUUUCAUGGCGCUUUUUGCUGCGCGCAUGAAUCAACUUGAUCGACAGCGCCCGAUUGGACUGCAGAAUCUUGCUCCUUCGAGAAGACCUACUGCGAGUGGAAAUGCUGCUGCUGCUGGACAAUAUUCUGCGUCGAAUGCUCCUAGUGUACCGGCUCCUGCUGCUUUCUCAGUUAGCUCCCGACUUCCUUGUCAACAGAGUGCGGUGGAUGCGAGGGGUCGUAAGCCGGCGGAGCGGAAAGAGGAGACUAUGAAUCCUUUUACGGAUCCUCGGAAUGUGGUAACUUAGGACGAGGGGACGGGGUCAUAGAUGUGGUCUGAAGAAGAGAAGAGCUGGUUACAGUAGGUCGAGGCGUUGAGAUGGGGUUACGUUUUGAUCUUGAUAUUGGGUUAUUGGGUUAUGAUUAAGAGCGUCACUUGUCACAUCACAUGGUCAAGUGUCAACGAGACUGAACAAGACGCUCAACUCUCAAAUUUAGUCGUUACACUUUUUCCAACCAAGUUACAGUGUCGAGAC
Molecule: messenger RNA, 2283 nt
Organism: Bipolaris sorokiniana ND90Pr
Lineage: Eukaryota; Fungi; Ascomycota; Dothideomycetes; Pleosporales; Pleosporaceae
Exons: 4
Coding region: 1-2055 (684 amino acids)
Source: RefSeq, a predicted model, not a curated record